GAUAAAAAGAGUUAAUUACAGGGGAAAGCAUUUGCAAAUGGAAAACUAAUCAUUAUUUACAAAUUCUCUACCCAUAUAUAAUCUGAACAAUACUUAUUAACUUCAUUCACUCACAAUCAGUUUGCAUUUACGACAACAACAACAAAAACCAUUACAAAAUGAAAUCUUUUAUUGUUUUGUUUGCAGUCUUCGUGAUUGCCAAAGCUUUUCCAGCGACAGACGUGGAGGUAACACAAGACACAGCCGGAGGCUACAACUACGUCAUUAAAUCCGCAAAUUUCAACAAAGAGGAAAACCGAGAUCACUCAGGCUCCGUAACCGGUUUCUACUCCUACAUCGAUGCCAACAACCAACUUAUCACCUACAAAUACGUAUCAGGACCAGACGGUUUCCGAAUCAUCGACGGACCGGUUCCGGUUGCUCCAGAAGCUCCUCUCCCAGUCGCUCCAGUUGCUGAAGUAGCCUUCCAACCAGUUCCAAGCGUUUCGAUCGAAUACCAACCUCAGGAACAAUUGUCGGCGCCAGUUAACUCCUUCAGCUCCUUCAAGCCUUUGGCUGUUCCGGUUCAACGCCAGGUCUUCGAUUAUGUUCCUCAGCCCGUGCAAGACACUCCCGAAGUUGAGGCCGCCAAACAGGCUCAUUUUGCCGCUCACCGUGAACAUCUUGCCCUUUUGGGUCAGAUUUAAUAUUUAUUUUAAUUUAUAUGUAAAUUAAUUAUAAUUU
Aethina tumida (small hive beetle) is the source of this 723-nucleotide messenger RNA. Its product is annotated as cuticle protein 6. Gene Ontology annotation, cellular component: chitin-based extracellular matrix. Lineage: Eukaryota; Metazoa; Arthropoda; Insecta; Coleoptera; Nitidulidae. The record is from RefSeq and is a predicted model, not a curated record. The coding region runs from base 159 to 686 and encodes 175 amino acids. Gene Ontology annotation, molecular function: structural constituent of chitin-based larval cuticle. The transcript is spliced from 2 exons.